AUGCCUUCCGCCACAGCCACGAAGCGCGUGAGGGGCGUCUCUAUCUUCAGGCCCUUUGUAUUCGGCAGCGAAGCCCAACCCUUCGAUCCAGCCAAGAAACCCGCCAAUGCCCCCGCCGACCACACGCAUCAGUGGCGCGUCUACGUGAAAGGCGUCAACGAUGAAGACAUCUCCUACUGGCUGAAGAAGGUUCAAUUCAAGCUGCACGAGACAUACGCCCAGAACAUCCGUACCAUCGAACAGCCCCCGUUCGAGGUAACGGAAACAGGAUGGGGUGAAUUCGAGAUCCAGAUCAAACUCUACUUCGUACCUGAGUCGAUGGAGAAGCCUCAGACUCUCUGGCACAGUCUUAAAUUGCAUCCGUACGGGCCAGAUGCGGAAGCCAUGAAGGAGCGACGAGACCAAGUUACCAGCCAGAACUAUGAGGAGAUCGUCUUCAACGAACCCGUGGAGCAAUUCCAUGAUCUGCUUACCGGGGGUGCUGCGUCGGCGCAACCGCAGAAAGGAAAGGGGGGAAAGAAUACUAAGCAAAGCGGGCAGCGGAAUGUCAGAACGGCGGAGAUCCCUCCGAAUGACUCUCCGGGGAACCCUUAUAGUAAAGCAACUGAGAACAAGGAAUUGGAUCGCUUGGGGGAGGCUAGCCGGACGGUGGAGCAGAUGAUCAAGGAGGAAAAGGAGCGACUUAUUGAUCGUGAGAAGAGGCUAGCUGAACUGCGCGAGAGUGAAGGAGUGCCCGCGAACACGAAGAAGCGUUAAGCUCCGCGUCUGCUUUGAAUGUCGUGAUAAAGACACUUGCUUCUCUUCCGAGUCAUGCCGCGUCUCCGAGACACUUCGCUCGCUGAGCAAUACGAUGCACAUAUGUUGAAUGGGGCGCCACCUACGCUCGCCAGUCGCUAGUUUGGCGAAGAUACGGUCAGGCGUGACCGCCUACGGCCAGGGAACUUGACAUCCCCCCUGCCCGUGUACCAGACUGGGUUUCUUAUACCCAAAUAAUCUCCAGGAAGGAUUACAUCCUUCAUUUUCCUGUAUAGGAACAACCAGGAGAACCCACACCAUUCACUGAACCUACGUACAGAAAUGGCCUAGAUGACCUAAUGAAUAGUCUAAUAUUAUCUUCGAGGA
This is a messenger RNA of Aspergillus nomiae NRRL 13137, 1122 nucleotides long. It is a transcript of the gene yaf9, whose product is annotated as YEATS domain-containing protein YAF9. The record is from RefSeq and is a predicted model, not a curated record. Lineage: Eukaryota; Fungi; Ascomycota; Eurotiomycetes; Eurotiales; Aspergillaceae. The transcript is spliced from 3 exons. Gene Ontology annotation, biological process: regulation of DNA-templated transcription. The coding region runs from base 1 to 756 and encodes 251 amino acids.